Hypomesus transpacificus is the source of this 4470-nucleotide messenger RNA. It is a transcript of the gene itga6b, whose product is annotated as integrin, alpha 6b. The record is from RefSeq and is a predicted model, not a curated record. Lineage: Eukaryota; Metazoa; Chordata; Actinopteri; Osmeriformes; Osmeridae. Gene Ontology annotation, biological process: integrin-mediated signaling pathway; cell-matrix adhesion; cell-cell adhesion. Gene Ontology annotation, molecular function: integrin binding. The transcript is spliced from 26 exons. Gene Ontology annotation, cellular component: integrin complex; external side of plasma membrane. Bases 125 to 3298 code for a protein of 1057 amino acids.
ACCACCCAGCUGAUAGAACAUCUCCCAGUAGGCGCGUGUACAGUACCAGCCCAUAGUCACGGAGAAGACGGUGGAGUCAUUUACUAUAAAGUGUUCAAUUAGUAUAACCAUUACUGUUGCCAUCAUGGAGUUGAGGUGGAUACUGUACAUAUACUCUCUGACGUUUGUUUUUAUCCUGGAAUGGAGUCGAUUGUCAGCAUUCAACCUGGACACUGCGAAUGUCAUCAAAAAGACUGGAGACCCCGGGAGCCUUUUCGGGUUUUCUCUCGCAAUGCACAGGCAGUUGAAGCCGGUUGAUAAGAGAAUGUUGCUUGUUGGAGCACCGACGGCCAAGGCCCUAAAGGGUCAAAUAUCAAAGGUGACUGGAGGGCUAUACAACUGUGACAUCACGUCCUCUUCCUCCUGCAAGAGGUUGGAGUUUGACAAUACAGAGGAUCCUACUAAAGAAAGUAAGGAGAAUCAGUGGAUGGGCGUGACAGUGAACAGUCAAGGACCAGGGGGAAAGAUUGUGACCUGCGCCCAUCGAUACGAACAGCGUCGCUUCGUGAAAACGUCCCUGGAGUCUCGUGACAUCACUGGGCACUGCUACGUGUUGAGUCAGGACCUGACCGUUUCCUCACCCGAAGACAAACAGAGCUGGCGCUUCUGUGAGGGUCGGGGGCGCGGGCAUGAGCUGUAUGGCUACUGUCAGCAGGGCAUGUCUGCCGCUUUCACCAAAGACUACCACUACCUCAUCUUUGGGGCUCCUGGAGUAUACAACUGGAAAGGUAUGGUGCGUAUUGAGCAGAAAAACAAUACUCUAUUUGAGAUGGGUAUCUAUGACGACGGACCCUAUGAGGUGGGGGGUGAGAACAGUCAAAAUCCUGAACAGGUCCCUGUCCCAUCCAGCAGCUACCUGGGUUUCUCUCUGGACUCAGGGAAGAGCCUAACCAAGAAAGGUCAGCUGACCAUUGUUGCUGGGGCACCGAGAGCCUAUCACAGUGGGUCAGUGUUGUUGCUAAAGAUAGAUUUGACUCAGCGCAACAUGCUGGUGCCUGAGUACUUCCUGGAGGGGGAGGGGCUAGCGUCCUCGUUUGGUUACGAUCUCACCGUGGUGGACCUGAACGGAGACGGUUGGGAGGACAUUGUGGUGGGAGCCCCUCAGUACUUUGAGAAGGACGGAGAGGUGGGCGGAGCCGUUUAUGCGUACGUCAACAAGGGAGGAGUUUGGGAUAAGAUAAAGCCUACCAGGAUCGACGGGCCUCGGGAUUCCAUGUUUGGACUGGCUGUAGAAAACAUUGGAGACUUAAACCUAGACGGCUUCCAGGACAUAGCUGUUGGGGCUCCCUACGACAAUGGCGGGAUAGGAAAUGUCUAUAUCUACCAUGGCACUGCUAAGGGGAUCAACACCAAGCCAACACAGAUUCUUGCAGGACAGCCGGAUAUGAAACUGUUUGGCUACUCCCUGGCAGGGAACAUGGACCUCGACUUAAACUCCUACCCAGACCUGGCUGUUGGUUCGCUCUCCGACUCUGUGCUGGUCUACAGGGCUCGACCAGUCAUUAACAUAGAAAAGGUUGUCACAAUCGAGCCAAAGGAGCUUGACCUGACUAAGAAGAACUGUGGUGACAAAAUCUGUCUGAAGGUGACGGCUUGCUUUUCCUACACAGCCAACCCCAAGAACUACAACCCUGGACUAGUGGUGGAGUAUUCCUUUGCAGUGGAGGGUGAGCGGAAGAAGCAAGGUCUUCCUUCUAGAGUCACCUUCUCCACACAGUCUAAUACUGACCCUGGUUAUGAAUCCACCGGACAGCUCAGUCUUGGUGUCCAGGGCAAGGAGGAGUGCAUCAUUCAGAAACUCACUCUGCAGGACAACAUCAAGGACAAGGUGAGGGGAAUCCCGAUUGACGUUUCCGUGAAGAUCCAGAAGACCACACGGAGACGGAGGCAGAGCUCCCUCCCUCAGCUGCCGCCCGUCCUGGACUCCAACGAUCCCGUCACCGCUAAGGUGAAUUUCCUGAAGGAGGGCUGUGGCAGUGAUAAUGUGUGUCAGAGUAACUUAAAGAUGGAGUACCGUUUCUGUUCUAAAGAACACAACAAAGAUGUCUUCAUGCCACUACCUUUUGAGGAUGGAGUUCCAGUGGUCUCCCUUAGUGACCCGAAGGAUAUCGCCCUAGAGAUCACUGUGACCAAUAAGAAUGGAGAUGAUGCCUACGAGGCUGCUCUGAUUGCCUCCUUCCCCCCCUCCCUGUCCUACUCCGCCUCCCGCUCCACUGCUGAGCGUCAGGUGUCCUGCGUGGCCAAUACGAAUGGCUCCCAGACGGACUGUGACCUGGGGAACCCAUUCAAGAAAGACUCUGAGGUGACCUUCUACAUUAUCCUAAGUACAGGAGGCAUCUCUCUCGAUGUCACAGAGCUCGAGAUCGACCUGAAACUGAAAACGACAAGUGAGCAGCAGAAAAUGGAGAUGGUCAAAGCCAAGGCCAAGGUGCAGAUUGAGCUGCUGCUGUCGAUCGCAGGGCAUGCCCAGCCCUCCCAGGUAUCCUUCAGUGGAGAUGUGAAAGGUGAAAGUGACAUGAAGACAGAGAGUGACAUCGGCAGCGCCAUCAGGUUCCAGUUCAAGGUAUCCAACCUAGGGAAGCCUUUGAAAUCUUUUGGCACAGCAUCCCUCAUCAUCCAAUGGCCAAAGGAGACGACUGAUGGGAAGUGGCUCUUGUACCUGAUGAAGGUGGAGUCAUCAGUCCAAAAGUCCACAGGUCAAAUCAACUGCUCUCCGCAGACAGACAUCAACCCCCAAAGAGUCAAAGAGGAGCCAAGCACCACCGUAAGGAAGAGGCGUGCCAUAGAGGACACAAACCAAGAGGGAUCCAUAGCACUGCUGACUGACCAGAGGAAAUACGCAACUCUGUCAUGCGGCAGCGGCGCAAAGUGUGUGGAGCUUCGCUGCCCCCUGCAGGACUUUGACAGUAAUGCACACCUCACUCUCCACUCUCGCCUGUGGAACAGCACCUUCCUGGAGGAUUUUUCCAAGUUAAACUAUUUGGAUUUGCUGGUGAAGGCUACCCUCCAUAUUGAAGGCACGGCCCAGAACAUUGUCCUGAAAAACUCAGAUUCUCAGGUGAGGCUGACGGUGUUCCCAGAGCGCCGUGCGGCCCAGCUGGGAGGCCUGCCUUGGUGGAUCAUCCUGGUGGCCAUCCUGCUGGGCCUGCUCCUGCUGGGCCUGCUGGUCUUCCUGCUCUGGAAGUGUGGUUUCUUCGGGAACAAAAACAAAGAUGAUGUCCCCCCCUCAGACAAAGAGAAACUGACGUCAGAUGCAUAGAGAGAAAAAGAGACAGUCUCAUUCAUGUGGCUUUUUUAAGCAUUCCAAAUACGACCACAGUGUUCCCAGUUACAAUGCCGUGCGGAUCGCGAAGGAGGAGAGGCAUGUAAAACCAGCAAAGAACAAACAUGGCCGCCUGGAGAAGAAGCCAUGGGUGACCAACUGGAAGGAGAACCACAGCUACUCCUGAUGAUCACCAACCCCUGAACCUUCCAAAAGAAUUCCAAUUGAACACACCCCUUUUAUGACUUCCUAGGACUCCUUAUACAGUAUUUGCACAGUUGAAAACAGAAAAAAAAUGAAUGUAAGAAAGCUUGAUUAGAAUAUCUCUCUUUGAGGUUCAAUGCUUUGUAGUUUUAUUUGACGUUGAUAAUAAUCUUCAAUUGGACCACCGGAAGAGUUUGAGAUUCUUUUGCACAACUACUGUCAGUCGGGACUUUGGACAUUGUUUUGGACCUGUGGCCUCAGUUUUUUUAUGGGGGUUUUAAAGUGUUUUUGUAUAUUUUCCUUUUUACUGAAAUGUGUGUAUUUAUUGUUCUUGAUGUAUGAGUGUGCCCUGUUACUCUACUGGCCUAAGAGCCCUUUAAGUAGAUUAUUUUCACAAUGCAUCUUCAUAAUUUUAAGGAUGUUUUGAAUUUGUUAGAUUGAAUGGUUCCACCACCUUCAUAAUCAGCCCCAAGGACAGGGCAGGCUUUAACAGUUUUAAACUCAUUUUAUAGACUUUCAGUCUGGGUGAUCUGCAUAAAAAACUAACAGUUGCCAUCCCACAAUCCAGCUUUUAUUAGUGACUGUCUUGAUACACUCUUGAUCAGGCAGAUCAGCACUGACAGAAUGAAUGUUGUGUUCUUGCUUCCGUUGGUUUUCAUGCUGAGGGGCCGUGUGAGAGCAGAGCUUAGAGGGGCUGCGCAGUGUUAACUCAAUAUCCUUCAAAGACUAUUGAAAACAAGUAUUCUCACCAUUGACAGUUUCCUUUCCCACAGACUAACUCUGGGAAGUAAGAUAGGAUAGACUGAACAAGGCUGGAGAUCCUUUAAACGUAUGGACUCUCAAACAGCCCCCAUGCUGCACUCCGUUUGUAAAUACUGAGGAGAAUAAAGUUGUUUUGAUAUGGGUAUGAAUGAAAUGUUUAAAAUAUGCCACGCUUUCUAAAAUAAAUGUUUUUACAUACCGUU